Messenger RNA from Suillus fuscotomentosus, 894 nucleotides. RefSeq lists its product as uncharacterized. The transcript is spliced from 5 exons. Lineage: Eukaryota; Fungi; Basidiomycota; Agaricomycetes; Boletales; Suillaceae. The annotation marks the transcript as partial. The record is from RefSeq and is a predicted model, not a curated record.
CUGCGGCAAGAGCGGUCUCUUCUUGCAAAGGACCACAAGGAGCUUCAGCGACAGUUCACUGAAGUAUCAGAACGAGUCAACAAGCUUCGCAAUGACUAUGCAAGGUCACAGUCAUCACACGACAACCGCCGUCAUCAACUCGAUUCGCAUCUCGGUGAAAUUGAUGACCUCAGGCGUGCGCUCUCCAAUCAAGCCGACGAAUUACAGCGUAGCGAGGAGGAGAAAAACCGCAUGGCCAUUGAGAAGACCGAUGUUGCACGCACUGUUGCAGCCCUUGAAUCCGACCUUAGACGUGUCAAGCGAGAUGCCGAGGCGUUUGGACGUGAUCUUAAAACUCUGCGAACAGAGAAAGAGAAGCUGCAGGAAAAACACAGGAAUGAAUUGACGAAAGCUGAGCGAGCCAAAAAGCAGGCCCAGACUCAGAUAUGUCUCCUGAAUGAGCAGCUCAACGGCCAGCAUACGAAGCUAAAGACAGCCCAGGAGAAGCUCAAGAUCAAGGAUUAUGGAUUUGCUACGUGGCACAAGGAGGAGUGCAAAGGCCUUGUCGUCCAGAUUCGGUACCUCAAGGCAAAGUUUACCCGCGAGUCUACCUUGCGAGAUGAUCUCGUAUACCAGAAACAUUAUCUUCUUGUUCUCCUCUCGAACUUUGAAGCCAGUGAGAAGCGUAUACUGGCCUGUAUAUCCUGGAUAGGAUAUCUCAAACCGAAAAACCCACCAGCAAUGAUGAAGAAGACACGCUCGAUAAAGAGCGUUGUGCUUAGUGUCGUAUUUAUACGGCGUGUGAGGCAAGUUAGUGAGGCUUGGAGAGAAGCGAGUUCAAACAAACAAGCGAUUUCCACCGCGCUACAAGAAGUCCGUCGUCGAAGAGCCCUCAGACUAUCAACGUUCGCUUGA